Messenger RNA from Leptopilina heterotoma, 5336 nucleotides. RefSeq lists its product as uncharacterized. NCBI's taxonomy places the organism in Eukaryota, Metazoa, Arthropoda, Insecta, Hymenoptera, Figitidae. The record is from RefSeq and is a predicted model, not a curated record. The transcript is spliced from 2 exons. Bases 204 to 3890 code for a protein of 1228 amino acids.
CAUUUUUUGUUUCGUGAUAAACUUCAUGAUAUUCACACUGUUUGCGCGGAAACGUGUUGUGUCUAAUUUAAUUCCGAGAAAAUAAAAAUUGAAAUAAACGCAAUGUUUGUUGAUUUCUUUUGACAAUAGUGAGUGCAUUAACACUUGAAUAUCGCCAAAUGUAUUUCUAACAAUUGUGACGAGUUAAAAACUUAACCACAAAUAUGACGGAGAUUGCGAAUUCAACAAUGUUUACGAAUGGUAGACUCUCGUCCGGGCCCUCAAAUUUGAUACAACAGGCUUUCCAAGGGGUCGACGAGGAGGAGGAUCAUCAUAAUUUUGUCGCUUACAUUGAAAGUGAUGAGAAUGGAUCACAAAUGAUACGUUUAUCGCCAGAGGCGGCUGCUCAAUUUGGAUUUAAUGUCAACAUGGAGGGUGGAAUCUCGGGAGAGGUUACAUUCCUACCGAGCGACGGAGAUGCCGUACCUGAAAUGCAAGCUGAAAUUAAUACCGAUAAUGUUUCUAAUGUAAAUUGUUCCAGAUAUGACGAGUGGUCGGUUGAAGGCCUGAAUCAAACCGAAACUUUUCAACACGGCAACAACAUGGGAACGAAUAUUUCCAUGGAUUUGGUAAACAGCGAAAAUUGUCCUCAGGAUUCUUCAACGCUACUAGAACAUUCCAACGAAUUAAUGCAAGUAAAUUCUGUUUUACAACAAGAUAAUAUUUCAAAUUUCGAUAAAAAUCAAAUGACAAGUGCUGAGAAUUGCAUGCAAUAUGCUCUUCUCGACAAUCAAUCUUCCCAAACACCGUCUUUUGUCACUGUCACAACAUCGCAAGGUCAGAUUUUACAAAAUCUACCAAUGAUGAUACCCACGUCGCAAUAUUCCCUAAAACCCAUUCAACCGAUAACGAAGACUUCGAAAAAUGUCAGAAUUCUUCCCAAUGCUGGAAAAAAUAUCACACCGGUCACCACAAUUCACUCGAUUAACAAUGGAACAACCUCAAAUGCGGUAAUUUUUUCAAACGCAACACUCUUAAAUACUGUGUCGCCUCAGGUUAUUAAAGCCAUGCCGAUUUCGACUCAAUUUCUCAAUUCUAAUGGCAUUGUAACUGCUUCCGAUUUUUUGUCCGGUUCGUGUGAAAUUUCCAAUCAGUCGGUCAAUGGAACUCUUUCUGAUUCUAUGGCAAAUUCGACGAAUUUAAUUAAUAAUCAACUUUCUCAAUUGAUAAAAGUAAAUCCAAGUUCCAUCCAAAGUGGAAAUCUCCAUCAGGUCGUAACUUCGGUGAUGAAGACUACGAAUCCAUCAUCUCCGACGCUGAAAAAUACUCCGAUAUUCACAACCUCGAACGUCACGUCUCCGACUAAUUUUCGAAAAACUACAAAUCCGAUUGUCCGUUCGGUAACAAAAUCAGUCGCCAAAACGUCUCCAAAAGUCACCAAUAAUGUCGUGUUACAAAGUGCGUCUCAAGUAAAAGUCCAAGACAUUCGCAACAAUACGAGUCCAAGUUCCGUUCUUCGAACCAAUUCCUCAGUUUCGCUCCUCAAGCAACAACCCAAAACGACCUUUGCCAAAAGAAUCGUUAACUUACAAUCGCUCAACAACAUUGCAAAUAAUGUCCAAAAUUUGCAAAAAACAAUCAACUUGAAACAAAAUACUGUGGAGAGAACUUGCGAAAAAAGCCCCGUAAUGAAAGUACAAGAAGUCCCCAACCAAUUACGAAACAUAAAGAAUCUAAAAAACAUCAAAUCCAUGCCAAAUGUUGUCCUCGAGAAAGUCAAGGGUUCGAAUUAUUGUGCUAUAAAAUCGGCAGGAAAUUGUACACUCACAAACUCUACCACUCUUCCCCCAAGUGCUCGGAUCGCCAUAUCAAAAACAAAACUAAACCCCCUUGUUUCAAACAACACAGUUGUCGCUACAUUAAAAUCAAAUUCCCUAAAUUCAAACGGAAUUCUAAAAACCGAAACACCGGUAAAGCAAGAAAUCGCCAAAGUCGAUAAUUCAAAACCCCUCGGAACGUGCAAGAAUCCAAUUCCAAUCAUCACGCACUCAAAGGGAAAAACAUUCAUAAUCGACGACGGUGUCCCCGCUUCUCAAAUCUCUCAAAUUAUUCAAAAAUUCAACAGAGAUCAACACAAUUUCGAUCAAUAUACCAACGAAGAAACCGCCAACACAUCUAAAGAAAAAGUCGUCUAUCAAAUCGUCUACCCCACCGAUUUGGACCUAAUCGGCAGACGUGCACCCCAGGUAGUUCAAAAACGACCCGCAAAACGUGGUAGACCGAAGAAAAACUCCGUAAAACCGCAACCACCCCCUCCGUCCAAACCAGUAUCCGAAGAGGAUCGCGAGUUGAAGAACGAACGAAAAAAAGUCGUUGCCCGAACACGAUCUGGUCGUUUAUCCCGACCUCCGAAGCACAUGGUUCGCGACUACAAGCAUUUACAUCCGGUCGACUUUACCCAACCGGAUCUCGACGAUUCCGACGGUGGUUACAGUGACUAUAACACGAAUGGCGACUUUCCCGACGACGACGAAUCACCAAAGGAACUAUUAACAGGUCUAGAAGUCCCGAAGCGAAAGGUUUCGAAAGAAUACCUCUGUCCCACGUGCUCGAAAACCUAUCUCGGUCGCGAGAAAAUGAUUUUCCAUUUUCAAAAAUAUCCUAGUCAUGGGAGUAUGGACCAACUUCCGCCCCCGAAACCCAAGACCGAAGUCGGUCAAACGCUCGACACUCUGAAACGAAAGGGCAAGAAACGCGGUCCCUGGGGAACGCCGGAGGAAAAAUCGGCCCGACGACAAGAGAAAUUGAAGAAUGCGAUCGCCGUUUGUGAGAAGAAUGAAAUUUGCAAUAUCGCUGCAAAGCCGGUGUUGAACGCCUUAUCUUUGUUCGAUCUCAUGGUUCUUAAGUCGGAGAACAAUGUCAUGAAUUUUAUGCGUAUUUUGAAGGAUCUGAUGAACAAUGUUCGGGAAAGAGCUUCUAGCAUGCUAACCACUCCGAAAGAGGACGAGAGAAAUACCACCGACAUCAUGGACUUGAAUGACGAUCUUCUCUGCGACGCUUUGGGCCUAAAUCCCGGUCUGUACAAAAUUAACAACGUCUUCGCCCGUAAGGAAAACAACCUCGAGGACGAACCUCCGCUAAAAAAGGCGAAAAUCGAAGGUCUCGAGGAAGAACUCCUCCAUCAUCACCACCACCACCACCAUCAUCAUCACCUCGAGGAGCGAGCCUCAAGCGGCUUCUCCGACGGUUCCGACAUCAGUUCAAGUUCCAAUUGUCCCGAAGUGCUCACAGCCCUCACCCUCGUUCCCCGAAACACCAGCCCCCACGACGAACCCUGCAAGCUAAUUGGCUCGAAACUCGUCAUUUCAAACCCGGAAAUUCAAAACGAACUCUGUGAAAAUAACGGUUUUCGCAAAAUCGACAUCAGUAAUAACAGUUUUCAAAAAUUCGAAACCCCCCUAGAGGAUCAGACCUUCAUCAAACUGCAAUCGACCGACAAGAAAUUCAUCAAACUCGAAAAUGGAAUGAUGGGUAACUAUCAAAAUAAUCAAGCGCCCGAGGAAAAUUUCCCCGAGAUGCAAAGUUUCGCGAGUGCAACGGAAAGUUUCACGAAAAGCUUCCAAACAAGUGAGAGUAAUUCGAACAUUUUCGAAGGUCUCGAGAAUUUAGAAGUGAAAAUGAACUACGAUCAUUUGGCACAAUUGGCAAUGUUAAAUGCAACUGGCGAAAUGGAACAGUCGCAUAUGACGGAGCAAAUUGAACAAAUUGUCAGUGAUAAAUUAAGUGACAUGAUUCCUGGUGAUUUACUCGAAAAUAAUCUAAUUUCGAAUAAUUCAAUAAGUUCCGAUAUUUCGUUUGCUUUCAAUUCUUCACUAACCGAGGAAUAUCCAUUCAGAAGUAUUAGAAGUUAGAUAAGUUUACAAGUACUUAAAUAAACCUGUACAGUUGUAAAUAGCUUUCUACGUUAUUAAGAAAAGAAUUUAAUUUCAUGAGGUUUUAUUUAUUUAUUACAAAAUACUUCUUUGUGUUAAAAAAAAAAUUCGACUUUGAAAUGUUAAAAGUUAAAAUUAUUAUUUAAACUUCUACGAAUUAAAAUGAUGAGAAUAAUUUAUUUUGGUGUCUAAUUUUCUAUUUAUUACCAGAAUAAUCACUAAAUCUACUGAAAAAAUUAAGUGAUUGUCACAAAAAGCUCAAAAUAUCGAUGUGUAAAAAUUAAGAAUAGAUUCUAUUUUUCGAGAAAAGAAAAUUAAAAGAAUAAAAAAAUGUACAAAGUAUAUUUAACGAAAGCACAAUUUAUGGAAAAUUGCAAUUUAUUUUUUCUCUAGUCUGUUCUGUAUAAUGUAAUUUCUGUUUAGGGGCAGAAAGUAAUGUAUGUCUAGUUUUUCAGAUUUGAAAAAUUAUUAAGAAUGUAAUAUAUAUUCUUAGAAUCGAAAAAAGAUUCUCAAGAAGAGAAGCUUUGAUUUUUAGAAAAGACUAUAGAACUAGGAAGAGAAAUUAGAUAAUAAUUUAUGUUCUUGAAGUUCAUGGGGUAAGAAAACAAAUUUUUGUUACAAAAAAAAUCUAGAGCGGAUUUGAUCGAAAAAGGAAAAAAAAACGUCAGAGGGAAAAAAAGUGGUGACGCCGGGGAAAAAAAGCUCGCGCAGCCGCUUUGCGCCUGCGCAAUCUUUUUUUCCCCUGCUUUUUGAAAUUUGUCAUUUGGAAUUAAUAUUAAUUAUUAACAUUGUGAUCUUCAUCUACGUAAUAAUUGCAUAAUAAAAAAUAGUGAUUGCGAGAAUAAUUUAUGCAAAUUUUUAAGAGAAUAUUUUAACGAAAAAGAAAAACAAUCCAGUAUUGUAAAUGUUCUUUUUUUUUUUUUUACUGGUUCCUAGAAUAUGACAUGAUACCGGUUAUAUGUAUUUUGAUAAGAUUUUACUCGAAUACUGUAAAUUUAAUUGAUAAUUACAAUAAGUUUUUUGUAAUUUAUUUUUCCUCAAAGUGAUAAACGUGUCAAAAUAACAAAAUAACGAAAAAUUAUUCAAUGACAACAAUAUUAUUGAAUAAUCACAAAAAAAAAGUAUUUUUUCUGUUUGUUCAUAAGCGGUUGAAUUUUAAGUCUCUGAAUUUUCAUCUGUGGCGAGUUUUUAAUUUUUUCUCUGUCAAUUUCGUUUAUGCUUUUAAUAAUGUUUAAAUAAUGUUUACAUUCGAUUUUUGAUGCAAGCUAUUUUUUUUUCUUUUUUUUUUAAUUAUUUUAUAAUUAGUUUUUGAUUACUGUACCUUCGCAGUUAAACUGUAGAGACUAUUUUGAUAUUAAGAAUAUUGUUUCAUCGUCAACUAUUGUCGCUUUUUAGUUUAAUGAAAAGGACCUAAUUUUAGUGAAA